AUGGAUUUCACGCAGCCGUCACCAGUGGAUUCAAGUUGCUCAUCAACACUUGCGCCACCUCUCACAUCGCCGAUUGGAAAUCCAGCGAUAGGCAAUCGUCUAAACCCGCUCGCUACGCCAGGAUUUGGAUAUCAGCGAGGUCCUCUGCACUACGAGUUGAAUCCACAGUACAUGGGAGGAGCGAGGAAGACCGGUGGACGACGACCCAAAGAAUUCGAAAUGGGACCGGAAAUCGAAGAUCAGGAAGAGUUAGAUAAGAAGAUUAAAAGACGUCAACGAAACAAGGAGGCAGCCGCUCGAUGCCGUCAACGUCGUCUCGAUUUGAUGAACAACCUUCAAGAGAUGGCGCAAAUGGAAGGCUUUUUGCGUUCUCACGAUUGUAAAAUGAGUGUGGAAGAACGGGAAGCGCUGCUGAACAUUCCAUCCAUUAGAACGGCGAUGCCGCCAAUUAUGAAUAACGGAAUUAACACAAGCCCUCAUUCCAUCAGCGACUAUCGGCCGAAUAUCGUCGAAGCGAAUCGAAAGCGAGUUCUGCCUGCUCCGCAACUGCCAGCACAUUCUGAUUCUAAUUUCCUUGAGCCCGAUGUCAAGUGCCCGAAGAUCGAGAAAGAUGUUUCACUGGCAGAUUUGAACGGCGACACGAUAUCUCGCCCUAAUCACAUCAAUUUCGAUAUCAUUGGCUUAGGCAGCACACAUCUCUCACUAUCAACGCCUUCGAACAUCACCUACACUACAGUGAACAACGACUUUCUGAACGACAGUACGGGUCUGACGCCGUGCACGCAGCCUAAUCCGAUAUUCGUCAGCACUCCAACACCGCUACAGACUUCAGAAGCCGAUCUACGAUCGUUGUGA
Molecule: messenger RNA, 855 nt
Organism: Angiostrongylus costaricensis
Lineage: Eukaryota; Metazoa; Nematoda; Chromadorea; Rhabditida; Metastrongylidae
Source: the annotation of a GenBank genome assembly